AUGCAGGUCGUCAUUGUGGGAGCCGGACGUGCUGAUUUGGUGGCGCAGACCAAGGCAGUGGAGAAGAAGUUCCCCGACAAGUUCUUCUACGCGGGCUGGAUGGGUCCUGAGCGUUAUGCCCUCCUGGCGGGCUGCGACUAUACCUUGCUUCCUUCCAGGUGGGAACCUUGUGGCCUUGUGCAGAUGGAAGCGAUGCGACUAGGCACCUUGCCUAUUGUGGCCCCAACCGGUGGCCUGAAAGACACGGUGGAGGAUGGUGUCAACGGUCUUUGGACAGAGAAGGAGAUGACUGUUGAGGCAGUGAUCGAGGAGGAGUCUGUGAAUGCUAUCUCGAAGUCACUGCGCCGUGCUGCCAAGCUCUUCACUGAGGAGCCCAGCAAGGUGGUGAAGAUGAAGCAGGCAGCCAUGGCAGCCGCUGCUGAGUUUACCUGGAGCAACGCUGCCUUGCAGUACGAGGCCAUCUUUGAGGAGCUGGGCGUGAAGGAUGUCCUUGGAGGCAGAACCGAGACAGUGACUUUGGAGACAGACAAGCAGGUCUGCUAA
Durusdinium trenchii is the source of this 543-nucleotide messenger RNA. Lineage: Eukaryota; Dinophyceae; Suessiales; Symbiodiniaceae. The record is from the annotation of a GenBank genome assembly.